UACAAAUUGGCCCCCAUCCCUCGCUUAUCCCUCGUCCAAUCUUCUCUACUUCACCUCUCUCAUCUCUCUCUCUCUCUCUCUCUCUCUCUACAAACUAAAACUUCACCAUAAAAUUUCAAGAAAACAAACCUAGUUCAUCAUCCACAACACUAUAAAUUUCAACUCUUUUCUCUCACUACAAAACCAACAUGUCGACUAUAAUCUGCCAGAAUCUCAUCUCCUGCAUCGAGCCACAGCUCGCCGAGACCACCACCACCCUAAAGCUCAGAGUCGCGGCGGCGCCGCCUCCCGCCGCCUUGGAGCCGUGCAGAAGGCUCGCCGCCGGCGAUCACCUCGAGCUCGGAAGCUGGGGUUUUCUCCAAAACAAUCUUCAAGAAUCGUCAUCACCCAUGAAUAAAGAUUGCUCCUACACACACCCUUUAUCCAAGAACUCGAAAUUGAGCCCUAAAUCCCUAGAAUUAUGCACCGAGAAUUUGGGGAGCGAAUCCGGCUCCGACACCUUCUCCGACUGCAGCAGCAUUUUCUCCGCCUCGCCGCCGCUCAGCCCCACCUCCAGCUCCGGCGACGAUCACCGAGCCUUCGCGCUCGACGAUUGCAGGCAGAAGAUGAGAACCUCGCCGACGGGCGACAAGUAUUGCCGGAAAAUCAAGAACUUCCCGCCGCCGCUGACGACAAUGAGCGGCGCGAGCUCGCUGCAGGUGCGCCGCCGCAGCGACGGCGGCCGGCUGAUCAUAGACGCGGUGGAGGGGCCGUUCAGGAACUCCUACCUCCACGCGGAGAGGAGCGACGGCAGGCUGAAGCUCUGCUUCACCACCGCCGCAGCCGCCGCGAGCGGCGGCGGAGAGGAGGAAAGUGAUGAGGCGGCCGAAUGCGGCGCCGCGGAGGGCGAAAUUGAGGAGCCCAGAAUCGGAUUUGAAUCGGAGAAGGAGGAAUUGGAUGGGGAAAUGAAUUUGUUGGAGAAAUUUCAGAGGUUUAGUAGGUGCAAAGAAGGCGGCGGCCAUGGAAGCCAAGAACUGUGCAGUAACUGGAAACCUGCAACGCUUUGGGUCGCAACUUCCUAAUUAAAUAAUUUUUUUUUACCUAAUUUUUCUAAGAUUUUUUGGAUCUACAAAUUUUACUUUUGUUGGAUCUUUUUCUUGGGGGGUGGAUUUGAGCUUCUUUUUUUUCCUAAUUAAUUUUUUUUUUGGCUUUUUAUUUUGGGGUGGAUUGGAAUUAUGGGGUGUGGUUUGGCAAUCAUUUGUGAUGAUUGGACAUUGGAGUUUGGACAUGAUCUUGCAUGUUUUUACCACCCUAGCUAAAAAUCCCUUUGACAAUUAAUUAAUGUAGUAAUAUUUU
This is a messenger RNA of Salvia miltiorrhiza (redroot sage), 1335 nucleotides long. RefSeq names its product protein FANTASTIC FOUR 2. The transcript has a single exon. The record is from RefSeq and is a predicted model, not a curated record. Lineage: Eukaryota; Viridiplantae; Streptophyta; Magnoliopsida; Lamiales; Lamiaceae. Bases 189 to 1061 code for a protein of 290 amino acids.